Coregonus sp. 'balchen' is the source of this 1119-nucleotide messenger RNA. Lineage: Eukaryota; Metazoa; Chordata; Actinopteri; Salmoniformes; Salmonidae. The record is from the annotation of a GenBank genome assembly.
AUGAUGAGUAGCAUGGACAGCGUGGGGAGGUCCAGAGCACUGUCUCCUGGUGGCGUUGGGAAGGAGAGGGAUAACGACAGACUGAAAACAGUGUCUCCAUGCAUCAAAGGUAAACCCAGAGCAGUUUCACCAGGCAUCAAAGGUAAACCCAGAGCAGUUUCACCAGGCAUGAUAGCGGGGCAGAGGGCCGUUUCACCAGGCAUGAUAGCGGGGCAGAGGACAUUUUCUCCUGGGAGACAAGAGUGGAUGGCUCCAGCCUUGGAGGGGAGAGAGAUAGCCUGGCCUCUUGGUGAGCUGCAGUACAGCAGCAAGACCAUUACUAAGACGGACAUCUUGGACUCCAAACCAGAGCCAACCAAGGCCCCUGUCAGGAUCCGGCCCCCCAGCCCACUGCCCCCGCCCCCCAAGGAGCCCAUGUUCUUUCGCAGCCUGUCCAGUGACCCUCCUACCCAGCCCAUCAUGAGACGCAGGGCCCAGUCUCUGCCCUCGGUCCACGAGAGAAUCAGAGACCGCCAGGUCCGUUUCGUGGACUCCUUAGGCUUGGAGCUGGAGGAUGUCAAGGUGUUCAAGAAGGGAGAGGAGCCUCGUAUCCCACCCCACGUCUUCUCCAGACUCCUGAUGAGCUCUGAGAUGAACUCAGGCCGGUCCCUGGAGCUUUCCCUGCCCUACUUCAAGCCCUGCUUCCCCGAGAACAGGGGCUCCCAGCCGGGAUUUGUUCAGAGCCUGGUGGGGCAGGUGGUCUCUCUGGACCAGGUCCUGUGCUCUGAGCUGGGCAUCAUCGGCACGGUGCAGGUCCUCAACCUGGCCUUCAACAAGGAGGUGACGAUCUACUACUCCUUCACCAACUGGAGGAGCAGUGCUGAGACCGGAGCCUGCUGGGUGGCAACCCUACACAGGGAUCAGACGGAGGGACCAGAGUCUGAUGUCUUCCGGUUCCGUCUACCCGUCCCUCCGUUCAUCCUGCAGCCCGGAGCCCUGCUGGAGUUCGCUGUGUGUUACAGGGUGAUGGGAGCUGAGUACUGGGACAACAACGAUGGGAACAACUACAAGCUUUCCUGCCACAGUUAUACGCUCACUGUGCCCCGGGAGUGUGAGGACAGCAUGGUGCACUACACCUGA